This is a messenger RNA of Saccharomyces kudriavzevii IFO 1802, 2103 nucleotides long. RefSeq names its product Apl1p (gene APL1). The transcript has a single exon. The record is from RefSeq and is a predicted model, not a curated record. Gene Ontology annotation, molecular function: clathrin binding. Bases 1 to 2103 code for a protein of 700 amino acids. Gene Ontology annotation, cellular component: membrane coat. Lineage: Eukaryota; Fungi; Ascomycota; Saccharomycetes; Saccharomycetales; Saccharomycetaceae. Gene Ontology annotation, biological process: intracellular protein transport; vesicle-mediated transport.
AUGUCCGAUCAAAGAGUUUUUGCUAGAUAUAAAGCAAAUGAAAUUGUCACUGAUCUGCAACAUUUUGGUGUAAAGAAGUUCAAAUCAAAUACCACAAGAAAAAAAAAUGCUCUAAGGAAAAUUAUCGCAAAUUUGAUGCUAGGAAAUUAUGGCGAAAUGUCCCUUUUAUUUUCUGAACUUUUAAAAUUCUGGCAAAUCGAAGAUGAUUUGGAAGUGAAAAGAAUUUGUCAUGAAUAUAUUAGAGUGAUGGGUGUGUUAAAACCCCAACAAGCCAAAGAGGCACUGCCUUUCAUAAUGGACGAUUUUAAAAGCAGAGAUGAAAAGUUAAAAAUUAUGGCAUUAAGAACUUUGGUGCUAGUUCCCUUGAGAGACUUUUCUGAGCAGGCUUUCGAUUGUAUCAUUUCAUUGGUAAAUCAUAAAAGUCCACCUGAAGAAGUGACAAGGACGGCGAUUUAUGCACUUUUAGAUCUGGAUGAAAUUGACCACGAAAGAGUGUUGGGUUUAUCAAGCAUUCUACAGGAAAUUGUAAGAUUACAAUCAAGUUCUCCAGAAGUUGUUGUGGCUGCAUUGCAUACUCUGUGUUCCAUUCACGAAAAAAAUGUUAACAUGGAGCCCUUCAGACUUUCUUUGGAACUCGCCUUUAACAUGCUAGAGCUUUUGCCCGAAUUAAAUGAAUGGAAUAAGGCCACUGUAUUGGAAAUUUUAACAACUUCCGUUGUACCGCAGCAUUACUUAGAUACGCAUGAAAUGAUCGGACUAGCUUUGCCAUACCUGCAACAGGUAAACACCUAUGUAGUGUUGAACACUUUAAAAUUUAUCAUGUAUUUACUGAAUUAUAUUGAUGUCAUCAAAGAGAGUCUAGCCGAAAAAUUAUCUAAUUCGGUAAUAGCUUUACUAGAUAAGCCUCCAGAACUACAAUUUUUAGUCUUGAGAAACGUUAUUCUUCUUCUAUUGAGUAGGGAGUCAUCUUUGCUUAGACUAGAUAUUUCGUAUUUUUUCAUCGAGUACAAUGAUCCUAUAUAUAUCAAAGAUACGAAAUUGGAGUGUCUAUAUCUUUUGGCUAACAAAGAGACUUUGUCGAGAAUCCUAGAAGAAUUGGAACAGUAUGCAACAGACAUCGAUAUACAAAUGUCAAGAAAAUCAGUCAGAGCCAUUGGCAAUCUAGCUGUUAAAUUAGAUGAAGAUUCUGUACAUGAUUGCGUUACUGUCCUUUUAGAUUUAUUAGAAUUUGGCGUUGAUUAUGUCGUUCAGGAGAUCAUUUCUGUUUUCAGGAAUAUCUUGAGGAAAUAUCCUAAUAAUUUUAAGGCAAAUGUAACAGAAUUAAUUAAACAUACCGAAGUCGUACAAGAACCCGAAUCUAAAAACGCCAUGAUUUGGAUAAUUACGCAAUAUUCGGAUAUUAUUCCAAAUUACUUGAACUUGUUCAAAGUCUUUUCUUCUAGCAUGUUUACUGAGACGCUAGAGGUGCAAUUUUCAAUCCUGAAUUCCGCAAUAAAAUUUUUCAUCAGAAGUCCGACAGAAGAAACCGAAGAACUUUGCAUGAAUUUAUUGAAAGGCUGUACUGAUCAGGGAAAUAACCCUGAUCUAAGAGAUAAGGCCUUUAUGUAUUGGAGGUUACUGUCAUUAACGAAAACACCUUGUAAUUCGAACGCACUAAGUUUUGAAUCCUUAAAAUCAGUAUUAGAUGGAGAAUUGCCGCUAAUAGAAAUGAACACAAAACUGGAUCCUACUGUUUUGGAGGAGCUGGAAUUAAAUAUUGGUACAAUAGUAUCAAUCUACUUAAAACCUGUUUCCCAUAUUUUUAGGUUGAAUAAAACCAAAUUACUGCCACAAAGUCCUAUUCUAAACACAAAUAAGGCUCUCUUACCAGUUGACAGUAGUUCGUUUUCACCAACUGGAGCAAAUGGGGACCGGCAAAAUUCAGAAAGUCAAUCUUCGACGAAGUCCAGAAAGAGUGCUAUGAUGGAUGAUUAUGAUAAACCUGCCGAGAAAAUCCAUCAGUUGAAAGGGAAGCGAAAAUCUAGUUCGAACAAUCCCUCAAAGCUAUCACGAAAGCCUUCCACUCUACUAAGAAAGCUUUCUAUGAAGCGCCCUUUUUCAUAA